This is a messenger RNA of Ochotona princeps (American pika), 1119 nucleotides long. It is a transcript of the gene SFTPD, whose product is annotated as surfactant protein D. The transcript has 7 exons. The record is from RefSeq and is a predicted model, not a curated record. The coding region runs from base 1 to 1119 and encodes 372 amino acids. Lineage: Eukaryota; Metazoa; Chordata; Mammalia; Lagomorpha; Ochotonidae.
AUGUUGCUGGUUCUUCUCUUCACAUUGUUCCUGCUUACUCAGCCCCAUGGACACCUGGGGGCAGAGGUGAAGACCUACUCCCGGGCAGCAGUCAGCAAUGCAUGCACCCUGGUCAUGUGUAGCUCUGUGGAGAAUGGCCUGCCUGGCCGAGAUGGACGGGAUGGGAGAGAGGGACCCCGAGGCGAGAAGGGGGAUCCAGGUGUUCCAGGAGCUACAGGGCUAACAGGGCUGCCUGGGCCAACUGGCCCAGUGGGACCCAAAGGGGACAACGGCUCUGCUGGAGAACCUGGACCAAAGGGAGACACUGGACCAUGUGGUCCUCCAGGACUUCCAGGAGUGCCUGGUCCAGUUGGAAGAGAGGGUGCAUCAGGAAAGCAGGGGAACAUAGGACCUCAAGGAAAACCGGGCCCAAAAGGAGAGACUGGGCCCAAAGGGGAAGUCGGCGCACCAGGCAUACAGGGCUCUACAGGAACAAGGGGACCCCCAGGUCUCAAAGGGGAGAGAGGUUCCCCUGGUGAGCAUGGAGCCCCUGGAAGUGCUGGAUCUCCUGGAGCUGCAGGUCCACAGGGAGCCCCAGGAGCCAGGGGGCCCCCAGGACUGAAGGGGGACAGAGGCGCUCCUGGAGACAGAGGAGCCAAAGGUGAAAGUGGACUUCCAGAUAUCACUACUCUGAGGCAACAGAUGGAGGCCUUACAGGGACAGCUACAGCACCUCCAGACUGCCCUCUCUCAAUACAGGAAAGUCAUUCUCUUUGCUGAUGCCCAAGGUGUUGGGGAGAAGAUCUUCAAGGUAGCAGGUUUUGAAAAAGAUUAUGAGGAGGCACAGCAAGUGUGCGCGCAGGCUGGUGGGCAGUUGCCUUCUCCACGCAAUGCAGCUGAGAACCAUGCCUUGCAAGAGCUGCUCACCAUGAAGAACAAGGCUGCCUUCCUGAGCAUGACUGACACCAAGACAGAAGGCACAUUCACCUACCCCACUGGGGAGCCCCUAGUCUAUUCCAACUGGGCCCCAGGGGAACCCAACAACAAUGGUGGUUCCGAAAACUGUGUGGAGAUCUUCAGCAAUGGCAAGUGGAAUGACAAGGUUUGUGGAGAGCAACGCCUUGUGGUUUGCGAGUUCUGA